Molecule: messenger RNA, 5488 nt
Organism: Eleginops maclovinus (Patagonian blennie)
Lineage: Eukaryota; Metazoa; Chordata; Actinopteri; Perciformes; Eleginopidae
Product: cingulin-like protein 1
Exons: 23
Coding region: 750-3497 (915 amino acids)
Cellular component (GO): bicellular tight junction; myosin complex
Source: RefSeq, a predicted model, not a curated record
UGCUCCGUGCGUCAGCGGCGUCGCGCGCGCUCAUUACGCACGUCCCCGGUGUGCGGCAGGUGUAGCCCAGGACACACCCACAAGGCAAACUGCUGUCAGGCAGAAAGUGCAGCCUGUCAGUCUUCAGGAGCGCACCGCAGAGGGAGCACUAACAGUCUCCAGAGUUCCAGAGAAACAGAGAGGACUUCCCUGCUUCUCCAGACAAACUACGACAGCUGAUAGAAGAUCACGUCCUGCAGUCACGCUUCACUGAGGAGCUACAGGGUUUGGUGUGUGAGGAGAACACAGAGAAAGGAGGACUGUGGAAGUUUGCUGUUCUGAGUGAGGAGCUGACCUUUCACCUUGAGCAGCUGCAGAGACAGACAGAGCAGGAGCUCAGCAACAUCCACACACAACUCUUGCAGAUCGAAGGUCGCCACCAGCUGCUGAACGCUGAGCUUUUCAUUCUUCAGGAGAAGAAGAAACAGAGCGAACAGGAGCUGAGGAGAUACUCCAGCCUUCAGAGCACCACUUUUCAGCUGUGUGCUUGUCGGGAGCUUCAGGUGUCCGUCACCGAGCGUUUGCUCCAAUCAGAGAGGUUGGUGUUCCAGGAGGAGGCACUGAGCGCGCUCCGUCAGCUGCUGACCCGAGACCUGCAGAGAUACCGGGAAGAGACGCAGAGACUCACCUGCUUCUCACAGAAAAUACUCAAACUAUCCCACAGAUCCGACAGAGAGGAGACGUUCACCGGCAGAGAGAGUGAGCGCAGCAUGCAGGGAAAGAACGAGACGGAACAGCAGAACAACAUGCAUGCGCCUUCCUCCCAAUCACCAAAUAGUCCACACCAGACCACCAAUGAAGAAGAGUCCUGGAGAACCAAUCAUAGGAAACCCGCUGCAGGCCUGUCCCGCAGUUCAAACCUGCACCGAGCCAGCAGCGUCAAAAACCUGAUCAGUAAAUUCUCCGGUCCUACUUCUGGCAUUUCCUCUGGAACACUCCAAAGGGCGACCUCUACAGGGGCUCUCUACCUUUCCAAGUCAAAGUCAAGUCCUUCAACACCGAGCGAUGUCAAAAAAGACGACGCUUUGGUUCCCAGCAUCACCGUGACCCCGCCGUUCAGGCAAACCAGUCAAAACGUGGCUAUGAAGGGAAGCUUUAACAGUCAGAUCGCUGCCAGGAUCGAUUGUCCCGUUGUAGAUGUCAGGGUUGAGAAGACCGCUUCGGACCCAGGGAACAAAACAAAAGCCAAAGACUCUGGUAGAGACUCGGUGACUGACUCCGGCAUGGGAUCGGUUUGUCUCAUUGCUCCUUCCCAACAUGUUGCCCUCUCCCUCCAGGAGACAGAAUUGGAUGUGAACAAGCAGCCAGACAGCCCGUCGGAGGAUGAGCCCACCACACCCCGAGCUGUGCAGCCCUCACAGAACCCGAAAUAUCAGCUGUUCCUCAACAACGAUUACAAGGCCAACGGGUUGAGUGGCAGGGAUGCAGAUGGUCCGGGAGGCGGCGGGACGGUGGGGGAGAACGGCCCCAGGCCCCGAUGGGAGACUAACCGGUUGGGGCUGAACCACCACCGAGGGUCCCUGGAGUCCCUGGCCUCGCGGGACUUGGACAACACGUCUGACAGGUUUGGUGUUGUUGACAGCCCCCCCAGGGUGUUCAACAGUCCGUACUCCAGCUCCAUGGAUUACAACCCCAUGCACCGGUUGUCUGAGUUCAAGGCUCCGGGGGGAAUUUCUCCUGGCAACUCAGAGAUGAACCUGUACAGCUUCAACGGUCGCAGCACCAGUCCUGUCGGCACGCCCACCCUCACACGCCCCCGAUUCUCCGCGUACGACACCCUGGUGAAGAGGAGGGCCGAGGUCAACAACUCUGUGAUGCAGGCACCGAUGAACCAGAUGAAUCAGAUGGGACCGAUGGUACAGAUGGGACAGACCCACUACAGCAUGCGCUCCGCCACUUUAGGAGGGCCCAAUAAAAAGAACUACAUAGAGGAGUUGACCAAGCAGAUGGACGCCUGCCAGAAGCGUAACCAGUUCCUGGAGGCUGAGAGUGUGGAGAUGGAGAAGGAGAGGAACCAGAUAAGGUAUGAGAUGCGCGGCCUGCUGGUGAACAACGAGGACCUGCUGAGGACCAACACCCAGCUGACCAAUGAGAUGAAGAGGAUGAGAGAGCAGAUGAUAGAGAUGGACAGGGAACACCAAACCCUGGGCGAGAGAUUCAGGGAGAUGGAGCUUGAGGUGAAGCAGGCCCGGGACGUGAUGGUGGAGGCCAACACUCAGGAAUAUGCCUUCAAUUUUCUCCAGCAGUCCCUCAAAAACAAGAUCCAGGACGCUGAGGAAAACCUGGAGAAGCAGACGCAGCACGCCCAGACUCUGUCUGAGAAGCUGUGGGUGGCCGAGAGAAAGCUGGAGGAGCUGGAGGUGGACAAAGAAACCAGAGACAAGAGGACACUCGAACUCAACAACAACCUCAUCAGGAUGGAGGAAGAGCUGGCAGAGGCCCUGCAGGUCUCCACGCAGGCUACAGCCGAGCUGAGCCUCCAUCUUAAGCUGCGUGAGGACGACCGGCAGAGGGUGGAGGAGCUGGAGGAGGUUAUGCUGGAGAAGGAGCAGGAGCUGCAAAGACUGCAGAACCUCGUCAGCAGACUACAGGGAGAGGUCUCUGGAAAGCUGAUUGAUAAGGAGCAGACGCUGGAGGAGGAGAUCCAGCUGAGAGAGAGGAUGCAGCUGCAGUGUAAGCAGGCGGAGAGGGCGGUGGAAGACCUGAAGAUGGAGCUGCAGACCACCAACCAGGCUAAAGACGACCUGGCCAAACAAGUCAAGCAGUCCCAGGAGAAGAUGAUCGACCUGGAGAGCGAUCUGGAGGAGCUGCAUGACAGCGAGCAGAGAUGGGCAGCCAAACACAAGAGAGCCAUCGAACAGACUGAGCAGCUGCAGCUGAAGGUGAUCCAGGAGAAAGACCUCAACGACCAGCUGGAGAUGGAGAAGGCUUCCAUUGAGAGACAGCUGCGUGAGCUGCGUCUGGAGGUCGAGGAGCUUCAGAGCUCCAGAGUUCAGGAGGAUGUGAUCUCCAGGGCGGAGGGCAGAGUCAAGGAGCUGGAAAACACGCUGAGGAACGAGGAGAGGAACAAGUCUGUACUGACCAACACCAUCAGCAAACUGGACAGGAGGAUCAACGAACUCACCGACCAGAUGGAGGAGGAGCACAGGAUAGCUAAUGAGCAAAAAGACCUGAUGACCCAGAGGAUGCGCUCUCUGAAGCGGCAGCUGAACGAGGCGGAGGAGGAGGCCAGCCGGAGGGAGGCGCAGUACCGCCACACCCAGAGAGAGCUGGCCGAGGAGAGGGAGACCAGCAGCCGGCUGCAGAGGCAGGCGCUGGACCAACACCUGCAGACAAAACGUAAGGAAACUCUGACCAUCCGUCAGACUCUGGACAACCUGAGGCUGGACCUGAGCGUGGACGAUGAAGAGGAGGAUCAGCUGCUGCAGGAACAAACAAACACUGUCACCAAAGUUUAAACCCCGCCCACUUCACACAUUUUUAAUCCAAUAACAGCACAUCUCUACACUGGCACUCACAGGGUGUAGUGAAGGAUAGAUGCUGCUUGUGAUCAAACCCAAAAGUCCACUACGGUCUUUUCCUCUGACGCUUUUAAAUAAUUACUGAUCUCUGAUGUAUGUCCUAGAACAUGCCUGGAAAGAAUUAUGUAAUAUGGUAUAAUGUAAAAUUUGAGACAAAGUUAAAAGAUAGUUAUUUAAAGAUCUGAGUUGAAUUAUAAACCUGAAAAUGCUCUAAACAAAAUGCUAAAAAUGGCAUGUUGUAUGAACUUAAUUAAGUGCAAUUAUACCAAAUGAGCUGUAUGAAAUGUGCACAGUAUUUUCUCUAGAAUUAGUUACAAAUCCAUGUAUUCUGUCGCCUUCUUGUGGGUACAGUCGGAAUUACAGCGUUUAAUUUAAACAAAUGUCAGACACGUCAAUACAACUUUCAACAUUGAAGUCAAAUGCCUCUUUUGACACUUUGACCCUAACAUUUUUUUCUUUUCUAUUACAUAGAAUAUUAAAUACAUUCAUGAUCUGCUUGUUUGCAUACAUGUUCAGGUGCUUGGUGCGGAGAGAGGCUGACAUAGAUUAGGGAAAUAUUACCAGUGAUGGAUAAGGAUUUGAUAAAUGUGCCUCUUUUUUUUGUUGUUGUUGUGUUCUUGUAGUUGCUGUUUAUUUGAGCUUUAAACAGCCUGAAGUACAUCGAAGUGUGAACAUUCUCUACAUCUUCCAGUAAGCGUUAUGGCCUGGACGGACACUUUGGAAGGGGACUCCUUUAAAACCUUUUUAAUUGCAUUUUUUUUGUAGAAGAAGCGAGUUUCAAAUUUAAAAAAUCACUGGUUACAGUCAAUCUGCCGAUUCUUUUUAUUGUUUAAUGACUUUUUUUUUAGCUAAACUGAGGGAUGUUCUAUAAUAUAAAAUACGCCAACUAGUUGAAACGCAGACGAGGGAUCUUUGUGAUUAUAGCUGUUUAUAAUUCACAAACAAUUAUUUAUAUUGACCGUAUUUUUGUAUGUUUGUAAUGUUUUUAUGAUACGAAGAUUAUUGAAUAUUCUGUAUUUGCAAUUGCUUGUGGGGCAAACAUAAUUUUUAGAGAAUUUAACGUAUGACUUUAGUGCAUUUUAAGGUAUUCUAGGGGGUUUGCUGCUGUAUUGAUGUCACUUCAUGUCCCUCCUACAUACAGCUUCUGUCCAGGUGAUAAGAUUAAGGGAUAACAUAUUUUGUAUUAGCAAACAAGUUGAUAAAAGAAGGGGUUGUUUGUUUCACACUUGAUGUAUUCUUUGUUAAAUGUGUUUUAUUCAAGUCACUCAAAGCAGACUCAAAUAAAAAAGGAAAAGAACUGAGACGUUUUAGCUCUCAGAUGUAAUGUCUACAAAGAGUUUGGACCCAAAAUGUGUGUUAAGAGUAGAGGGUUAGUUAGUUAAUUGUUCGGCAUGCUCUUAUUUUGAAAGGAAAGUGCACGGACAGAAACAAACAUGGCUGGGUUGCAGGAAAUGAGCUGGUUUCAAUCCAAAAAUAAUGAUAAGCAUCCAAUAUUUAAUUUGAAAAUAACUCGCUUCCUCUUUAUGAUUGAGUUAUUAAAUUGAACCCAGCCCUGUUCUUGCAGUCCUCUGUUGGAAAGAUGGCUAAUAGGCUAUAUUCAUAAGCUAAUAUUCACAUAAAGUUUGGAUCCUCUGUUAUGUUUACAUUUGUUGGUGUAUUUUUGGGGGAAACAGGAACACUAAUCACAUGAAAGAGUUUUCCAGCUGUCGGGAAUGUGUGCUGCAGUGUUUCAAAUGUCUUUUCGUUCAUGAUUCUCCAAACCAAAAGCGUCAGAUAUGUAAAAAGGAAUAGAUUUCAUCUACUUAUUUUUGUAACUUCACUUCACACCUCUACUGGUUCUGCUGUUCUCGGGUAUUUAUUUUUCUCGUUCUCUCUUUUGGUGAGAAGUUUCUUAUAACAAAAAGCAAAUAAAUUCCUAUGCACUGUGA